Molecule: messenger RNA, 3910 nt
Organism: Cucurbita pepo subsp. pepo (vegetable marrow)
Lineage: Eukaryota; Viridiplantae; Streptophyta; Magnoliopsida; Cucurbitales; Cucurbitaceae
Source: RefSeq, a predicted model, not a curated record
AGCGCCACAAAAAAUCCAGAACUUCAGAGUGAAUUCAUUCUUCAUUCUAUGGCUGACAGAUUGGAGGAGAAAUAGUGAUCUGUUCAUGGCUUCCUCAUUCCCAAAUCCUUCCUUCGGCCAUUGCUCCUUCGUAGCACCAUCCAAUCCAUCCUCAUCUACGCACUUCCCCUUAUCUUUUCCGCGCCCUUCUUCCCUCGCUGCCUUCCCUCCAAUUUCAUCCACCAAAAAUGGGUCCGUUUCGAAAAUUCGUGCCAAGUUCGAGAAAUUUCAAGGCGAGAUUCCCCAGGAUGAUACACAAGAACCCAAUCCGUCAAUGUCGUUGCAACAACAAGAACAACAGCCUUCUGUGAGUCAAGAGGUUGAAGAAGAUGACAGCUGCUUGCCUUCAGACUUGGAGGGAGCAGUCAGGCAAUCUGGUGAAGCUGCUGGUUUGUUUGUGUCUUCAGGAGGACUAAGAGCAAUAGUUGAGCUCCUUAUCCCCCAGCUACAGUUUCUGGACGAUGAAGGUGCUCAAGCUGAACUCUGGGAACUGUCCAGAGUUUUCUUGGAGUCAGUCAUUGAGGAAACAAAAUGUGAGAAAGUUAAAGCUGUGUUUCCAGAUGCUGGGGCCGCUGCACUUCUUGAAUAUCGAUGGAAAGAUGCUUCCUUCAAAAUUUCCAGCUUAAGCGACCGAAAACCUGUAGAUACUGCAGAUGAGAUAGUUGUCAUGGUUGUUCCUGAUUACCAAAUGUUGGAAAAUGUGGAGAAAAUAGCAGCUGCCCUCUCGGAUGAUCCGCCAAGGCCUCUUAUCAUGUGGAAUCCCCGUCUCAUCAGCGAAGAUGUAGGGGUCGGAUUUAACGUUCGAAAAUUGAGAAGAUACUUUUUAAGCACAUUUACAACAGUCUACUCCAUGAGGCCUUUGCCAUCUGGUGCUGUAUUUAGAGCUUAUCCUGGGUUGUGGAAAGUGUUCUUUGAUGAUAAAGAUAGGCCAGGCAGAUAUUUGCUUGCCAAAGAAUUAAUAAGCCGUCCGGAUGCUGGAGACCUCGAGAUAAUAUUUGGAAAUGUAGCAGAGUCAAACGACCCGUCAUUUUUCGACAAAGCAGCUGGAGUUCUCUCUUCCGUAACCCGAUUCAUGAAAGCAAUUUCAAUGUUGUCCAAAGAGAAGAAGAUCAAAGGCGAAGUGGUUUUGAUGAAAAGCAAUGUUUUGGACUUCAACGAUUUUAAUGCUUCUUUUCUCGAUCGUCUUCACGAAUUUCUUGGCCAACGAGUUUCUCUCCAACUUGUUAGUGCUGUUCAUGGCGAUCACAGCAAUGGGUCGAGGGGUAUAUUGGGAAAGACAGCUUAUUUGGAGGAUUGGAUCACUACAAUAACUCCAUUAACGGCUGGGGAAGCUACCUUCAAUGUUACAUUUGAUUGGGAUGAAGAAGAGAUGGGAAUUCCUGGUGCUUUCUUCAUUACAAAUCAUCAUCAUACCGAAUUCUAUCUUAAAUCUCUAACACUUCGACACGUUCCCGGCUAUGGAAGAAUCUAUUUCCUUUGUAAUUCUUGGGUUUACCCUUUUCGUACCAGCAAAAAAGAUCGGGUUUUCUUCGUUAACCAGACCUAUCUUCCAAGCGAAACACCAGAGCCGCUUCGUAAGUUGAGAGAAGACGAGUUGCAGAGCUUGAGAGGAGAUGGCAAUGGCGAACUCCAAGAAUGGGAUAGGGUUUAUGAUUAUGCUCUCUAUAACGACCUUGCUGAUCCAGAUAAAGGUUCAGAAUACGCUCGUCCCGUCCUUGGCGGCUCGACCAACUAUCCUUACCCUCGGAGAGGAAGAACCGGACGACCGCCGACUAAAUCUGAUCCGGAAACUGAGAGCAGAAUACCACUUGUUCAGAGCUUAAACAUUUACGUUCCGAGAGAUGAGAGAUUUGGUCACGUGAAGUUAUCCGAUUUUCUUGCUUAUGCGUUGAAGACAGUAUCGCAGUUUAUCAAACCUGGCCUCGAAGAAUACUUUGAUGCCACUCCGGGUGAGUUCGACAGCUUUCAGGACGUUCUUGAUCUCUAUGAAGGAGGAUUUCGAGUGCCGGAUGGUUUGUUUAAGGUUAUCAGGGAAAACAUUGCGGCUCCGUUGAUCAAGGAAAUUUUUAGAACUGAUGGUGAAGGGCUCUUCAAAUUCCCUAUGCCUCAAGUGAUUAAAGAGGAUAGAUCUGCAUGGAGGACCGAUGAAGAAUUUGGUAGAGAAAUGCUGGCCGGAGUGAAUCCUGUAGUCAUUCGUCGUCUCCAAGUGUUUCCACCAACGAGCAAGCUUGACCCUGAAGUUUAUGGUGAUCAAAACAGCAAGAUAACUGAAGAACACAUAAUUCAUAACUUGGAUGGAUUUACGGUAGAAGAGGCAAUCAAUAAGAACAGGUUGUUUAUAUUGGAUCACCACGAUUCACUGAUGCCAUACCUUAGACGAAUUAAUACAACUUCCACAAAGACUUAUGCUAGUAGAACCCUACUUUUCCUUAAAGAAGAUGGGACUCUGAAGCCAUUGGCAAUCGAACUGAGCUUGCCAAAUCCUCGGGGAGAUGAAUAUGGAGCGGUUAGCAAGGUUUUUGUUCCAGCCGAACAAGGGGUUGGUAGGUCAAUCUGGCAACUUGCCAAAGCUUAUGCGGCGGUAAAUGACUCUGGCUACCAUCAACUCAUCAGCCAUUGGCUGAAUACUCAUACUGUAAUUGAGCCGUUUGUGAUUGCAACGAACAGACAACUAAGUGUUCUUCAUCCAGUUUACAAGCUUCUCCAUCCCCACUUUCGAGACACCAUGAAUAUAAACGCGCUUGCUAGACAGAUACUCAUUAAUGCAGGUGGCCUUUUAGAAGCAACAGUUUUUCCGUCCAAAUAUUCCAUGGAGAUGUCAGCUGUUCUAUAUAAGGACUGGGUUUUUCUUGAACAAGCGCUCCCUGCAGAUCUCAUCAAGAGAGGAAUGGCAAUUGAGGAUUCAAAUUCUCCACAUGGAGUUCGUCUCGUAAUUGAGGAUUAUCCAUAUGCUGUCGAUGGACUUGAGAUCUGGUCAGCAAUCAAGACAUGGGUUACAGAUUAUUGUUCUUACUAUUACAAGACUGAUGAAACCGUGCGGGAUGACUCGGAACUUCAGUCUUGGUGGAAGGAACUUAGGGAGAAAGGUCAUGGUGACAAGAAAGAUGAACCGUGGUGGCCUAAAAUGCAGAAUAUUUCUGAGUUAAUAGACACAUGUACUAUCAUUAUAUGGAUUGCUUCGGCUCUUCAUGCUGCAGUGAACUUUGGACAAUACCCUUAUGCAGGUUAUCUUCCCAAUCGACCGACUAUAAGUCGGAAGUUCAUGCCAGAAGAAGGCACUCCCGAGUAUAAAGAACUUGAAUCAGACCCCGAUAAAGCCUUCUUAAGAACAAUCACUGCGCAACUACAAACUCUUCUCGGUGUCUCGUUGAUAGAGAUUUUGUCAAGGCAUUCGUCUGAUGAGGUCUAUCUCGGCCAAAGAGACUCCCCUGAGUGGACUACAGACAAAGUACCACUCGAAGUGUUCGAGAAGUUCGGGAAAAAGUUGGCCGAGAUCGAAGAAGCAAUAACCAAAAGAAAUGAAGAUUUGACAUUGAAAAACAGAGCUGGACCAGUCCUGAUGCCCUACACUUUGCUGUAUCCAUCUGGUGAUGAAGGGCUCUCAGGGAGAGGAAUUCCCAACAGCACCUCCAUUUAAACCUCUUCUUUGAAUAAGGUACACAGAAGUGGCUAUUAUCAUUCACUAAAGUAUGGUAAAUUAUGUUCAAUAAAGUGCAGUAUGUUCAAUAAGUGUUUGAAGCAAUGAUAUUUUAGUAAAUUAUGUUAAAAUCAGGAAAGUAUGGCGAGAUUAUGACUCUAACAUUUCCUUGCAUCCUCGAUGAUGUGAUCUCGUUAGCUACUUGAUUUGAACUGCUUCAUAGAUUGACAACUA